AUGUCUGAAGCUGCUGUUCGUAAAGAUCUCCUGGAGAAAAUUCCAGAUCUAGAAAAUGACGAUAAAUUGUUGUCUGAAUGUGUAAGCAUCUGUACCGACUACAACAUUUCCGGGGAGGACUUCUUUUACCAAUGGGAGUCGUUGGUCUUCAAUCCAAUGAAUUCAAUGCGUGAUGCUCAGAAGCCGACGUUUGUAGCUGCGCAUGCAGAAUCCAUUAAGAAGAAGCUCAUUAAUGAUGUCAACGCUCGAAGAGCCAAGGAGCAGAAGGAGCAGUCUGCUGCACAGAAACGCAAUGCGCUGAUGGCCGGUAUGUUGCGCAAGUCCGCUGCGUCCCGCAGUACCCAGAAAACACCUUUACACGGUAGUUCCACGCCUAGUUCCAAAACAACAGACCGAUACAUGCACGAAAAGACCUCAGAAAGGAGCGAAAUUCUUGACGAUCGGAUAGACGAAUUCGCCGAGCUGAUUCGAGAACAUUAUAAUAUCGACGACCUUGGCGAUCCUUCUUCCACUUCCGAAGACAACAUUGUAACUGUUGGUCGAAUAUGCAUCGACGUUGAUGCAGCAACGUCAGCAAAGCUCACAGGAGAGAACAUUUUCCUGGAAACAUCGCGCAUGAUGGGCUCGGGAUCUCGUAUUUCUUUGCGUUUCAGUGCGAACUUGAAGUUGCGAGGCGCACCACAAGGUGCUGGUAGCGCUGGUCUUUUUUCAGGAGCGAUCGUAGCUCUCCGAGGCCGGAAUGGCGGUGGAAAUUUCUUUGCCGUGGAUGAAAUCCUUGCGCUCCCGUCAUUGACCCCUUCACCAGAACCAGCGGACCAUAAAGCAUUCACCUUGGUUAUGGCGUGUGGGCCAUAUACAUCCGAUUCUGAUCUCGGAUUCAAGCAGCUUGGUUCUCUUAUGGAAAAGUUACUCUCUUCGAAGCCUUCCGUCCUCGUAUUGCUCGGCCCAUUUUUGGAUAUUGCCCAUCCAAUUAUCAAAUCUGGUGACAUCGACGAGAUGCCGUUGGAUAUAUUCCACCGUUGUUUUGUCGAGCCGCUUAGGAGCUUCUUACAUGCAUCCCCGGAGAGUCUCGUUCUCGUUGAGCCAAGUAUACGCGAUUUGUUGAGCGAUCAUCCCGUGUAUCCUCAAUGCGAAUUCGAUAAUAAUUUGUUCGCUGAUCCUAGAGUAAAAAUGAUACCCAACCCGUGUCGAUUUUCUAUAAACGAUGUGUCUUUCGGGAGUACCUCAGUCGAUGUUCUCUUCCAUCUACGUAACCAGGAAUAUGCGCAGCGAGGGACACCGGUUGAUCCUGUACCACCUGUAUCUCCAGAAUCGUCAGGGGCGGACCCUCUUACCAAUGCCUGCAGGCAUCUUUUAUCUCAGCGCAGCUUCUAUCCUAUAUUCCCCGUCCCAGCUGAUUUGUCCUCCGAUGUGAACCUCGAUGUAUCGCAUUCAGGCGGUUUGCGGCUCGAUACGAGCAACGAGCAGCAUGCACCAGACGUAAUUUUCUUACCAAGUAAACUCAAACAAUUUGCAAAAAUGGCAGAUGGAACAUGGGCCAUCAAUCCGUCCUUCCUAACUAAAGGUACUUACGCGUCGAUCUCAGUGCCGGAUACGCCUCGGGCGGGAUUGAGGGCGGCGAUCCAGUGCGAGAUAGUGAAGCUAUAG
Fomitiporia mediterranea MF3/22 is the source of this 1647-nucleotide messenger RNA. RefSeq names its product DNA polymerase alpha, subunit B. Gene Ontology annotation, cellular component: alpha DNA polymerase:primase complex. Gene Ontology annotation, biological process: DNA replication initiation; DNA replication. The record is from RefSeq and is a predicted model, not a curated record. Lineage: Eukaryota; Fungi; Basidiomycota; Agaricomycetes; Hymenochaetales; Hymenochaetaceae. The coding region runs from base 1 to 1647 and encodes 548 amino acids. The transcript is spliced from 10 exons. Gene Ontology annotation, molecular function: DNA binding.